AUGACUGGGUCGUCAUAUAGUGAAUUACCAGCAUACAUCGACAGGAAACGGGGCACCAUCAACCCACAAAACAAUGACCAGCAAUGUUUCAAGUGGGCGAUUCUUGCGAGGCAUGUGGCCGAUAAUUUAUCGGAUAAAUAUAAAUAUUGUGUCGGUAAAAACUAUACACAACACGAAGCAAAAUAUAAUUUUGAUGAUAUUUCGUUUCCAACACCACUAUCGGAUAUUUCUAAAUUUGAAAAAAAUAAUCCGAACGUCACUGUGAAUGUGUAUGGGUUGGACAAAAAGUUCCAGCCACCGCGUAAAUAUCCGACGUACGAGGUGUACCCGCUACGUGUCGUUGAUGAGGAGAAAACCAACCACUUUGAUCUGUUGUUGGUGACGGACGGCGACAACUCUCACUACGUGUAUAUAUCGAAUUUUUCCAGGCUGGUCCGCGCUCAGAAAACCAGACACACUGGGAGUGUCGUGUUCUGUAAGAGAUGUUUUACGAGUUUCGACGACAGACGUCAUAAAUUCAAGUUGAGUGGGCAGGAGGCCCUGGACCAACACAAAUUGAUUUGCGGCGCGCACAAACCAAUUUUACCAGAGAUGCCUAAGGAGGGUGAUUGUGCUGAGUUCAAGGCGUGGAAAAACACGGUUAGGCACCCGUUUGUCAUUUACGCGGAUUUUGAGGCGAUCUUGACGAAGACGGAGGAGGCAAGAGGGGGUAGUACCACGAUUACUCAGAAACACGAAGCUAUGAGUUAUGGGUUUUUGGUGAAAGCGAGCGAUGACGUACCGGCAGAGUUAUUGCUUCAACACCAGAUACCGGCGGGGCCGGUAAUCUACAGAGGCAGCGAAGACAGGACGGACGUAGCGAGACAUUUUGUGGAGGCGAUAGUUGAGGUGGCUCAGAAAAUUGAAAAUCUCAUGAAGACGAAUAUUCCGUUAAAAAUGGCUGAGGGUGAAGAAAAAACACAUCAAGAGUGUAUUAAGUGUAAUUUAUGCAAAUGUAUAUUAGUCGGGGGCGAUAAGGUUAGGGAUCAUGAUCAUUUGACAGGCAAAUUUAGGCAGACCUUGUGCUCUAGGUGUAACUUAGAGUUGCAACAGCCUAAAUUUGUACCUGUCUUUUUUCAUAAUCUCACAAACUACGACUCGCACUUCAUAAUCACUGAACUUGGGUAUGAUACUAAGACUAUCAACGUUAUACCGAACAGUGAAGAGAAAUAUAUAUCUUUUUCGAAAUAUAUAAGUAGUACCUUCACUGUUCGGUUUAUCGACACGUUUCGGUUUAUGGCGUCGAGUCUGUCGUCCCUGGCUGAAAAUUUGCUUACACCCGAACAUGAGAAAUUCCGUGAGACAGCCAAACAUUUUGUCACCGGAGAUAUGCCGCUCGUGACUCGUAAGGGGGUGUACCCGUACGAGUACACGGAUAGUUGGGAGCGGCUAGAGGAUACUAGGUUACCGAGUAAGAGGAGCUUUUACAGUACGUUAACAGAGACCGGGAUUAAGGAGAGCGAAUUUGACCAUGCUAAGGAGGUAUGGAGUCAUUUUAACUGUAGGACGCUCGGUGAUUAUUCCGACCUGUACCUGAAAAUUGACGUGUUACUGCUGGCGGAUGUUUUUGAGAACUUCCGCGACUUGUGUAUGAAGACGUAUAACCUGGACGCCGCCCAUUAUUUCACCGCCCCAGGCUUAAGUUUCGAUGCGAUGCUUAAGUUCACGGGGCAAAAGCUCCAGUUAUUGCAUGAUUACGACAUGUUGUUGAUGUUUGAAAAUGGUAUACGUGGAGGAUUGGUGCAGGCGAGCAAGCGAUAUGCGACGGCGAACAAUGUAAAGACUCCGGGGUAUGACGAAACGAAGGAGAAAUCGUGGAUCAUAUAUCAGGACUGUAACAACUUGUACGGGUGGGCAAUGUCUCAGUACAUGCCGUACGGUGGGUUCAACUGGGUUGAACCUACAUUGAAUGGGUUGAACGAUUUAGACGACACUUCACCCAUAGGACGAGUGUAUGAGGUGGACGUGUCGUAUCCAAGACACUUGCAUAACGGACAUAACGACCUGCCUUUCCUGCCGCAAAACAGCGUGCCUCGAGGCUCGAAGGUUAGGAAGUUGAUGGCGACAUUUGAGAAAAAGGAGAAUUACAUCGUACAUUAUAGGAACCUACAGCAGGCCAUUAAGAAUGGUUUGAUAGUUGAAAAAGUACAUAGAGUGAUACAGUUUAACCAGUCAGAUUGGUUGGCUAAAUAUAUAGAUUUAAACACCGAAAUGAGGAAAAAGGCUAGGAACGCAUUUGAGAAAGACUUCUUUAAAUUGAUGAAUAACGCUGUAUUUGGAAAAACUAUGGAAUCGAAACGAAAACAGCUGAAAAUAGAGUUGGUAUCCUGUGAGAGGAGGUUACAGAAAUGUAUUAAUAAAACUACUUUUAAACACUGCACUAAUUACAAUGAAAACCUCAAUGCAGUAGCGUUGGAGAAUAAGAUAAUUAAAUUUGACAAACCUAUAUAUAUUGGAUUUUCAGUGCUGGAUAUCAGUAAGACGUUGAUGUAUGACUAUCACUACAAUGUUAUGCAGAAGCACUAUAGGGAUAAAAUUAAGCUAAUGUACACUGAUACAGAUUCGUUGAUAUACCAUAUUAAAACUACUGAUUUUUAUGAAGACUUGGCAGCUAAUCACAGCUUGUUGGAUCGAAUGGAUACAGCUAACCUACCCAGUGAUCAUCCAUGUUAUGUUGCAGUUAGAAAGAAGGAACCUGGGUACUUCUCAGAUGAAGUAGAUGCUGAUAUAAUCACCGAAUUUUGUGCAUUGAGGGCAAAGUCCUACGCUUUUAAUGUAUAUGCAGGAGAAGAGGAUGCGGUGAGAGAUAAGGACGACAAGGAUAAAGUUGGUGGUGAAAAAAUUAAAGCAAAGGGGAUAAGGCAGCAUGUGGUUAAGAACCACAUGACAUUGGAAGACCACAAGAAAUGUUUAUUUGGAGAAGCUGGCGUGGAGGCGUAUAAGGAUAACGUGUCAAUAAGGUCAUUCAAACAUCAACUCAUGACGAUUAAGACGAAAAAAUUAGCAUAUAACAGCUAUGAUGAUAAGAGGUUGGUGCUGCAAGAUAAAGUACACACACUGGCCCAUGGACAUUAUAGUAUAGAGUAA
This is a messenger RNA of Macrosiphum euphorbiae (potato aphid), 3126 nucleotides long. NCBI's taxonomy places the organism in Eukaryota, Metazoa, Arthropoda, Insecta, Hemiptera, Aphididae. The record is from the annotation of a GenBank genome assembly.